UCCUUUUGAUGAGUUUAAACUUACUUAUAGCUCCCUCAAACGUCAGAACAAGCGUAUUCGUAAAAGAGCUCAUGAUGAAUUUUUAAAGCUACAAAGACUUGACCAACAGAAGAUUCAGGAAGACUGGGUUCAUGUUGGAGAUAAAGUCAAGAUGAAAGGAUUAGAUAAAAAUGGGUGGAAAUACUUUAAGGUUAAUGAUCGACGUAAAUGGAAACUUGAAGAUGAAGAAGAUAAGGCAGAUACUAUCACCAUAGACCCAGUGCUUCAUAAAACUGAUUAUACCAUUAGUCAGCUGUAUAAAACAAGAAGUAAAAUUGAGCCAAACUCUGAAUGGCGUGAGGUGAGAGGCCCAUCAGUUUAUGAGUCAGAGCUGAAAAACAUUGAAGCAAAUUUGGCUUAUGUACAUCGAAAGAAAGAGCAUCCUCUGAGUCUGAAUCAAACGUUCAUGCUUAGAUUUAAUGACAAAAAUGUUAAGGAAUUUAAUUUCAAACUAGAUGAAUCAAAUAUCCAAGAAAGGGUAAGCAAAUGGGUCCUGAAAGGUGUAAGCGAAAGCUAUAAAGACAUCUCUGUUAAACCUCACAAUGGAUACUAUCUCUGCACAGUGGUGAAUAACAAAUUUUACUAUCUUAAGAAAGGUGAAAUAGGGAUUCUGACUGAUGUUAAGGAUAAGGCAGUCAAAAUUGAGAUGUAUCUGUGUGAGAAAGAGAUCAAAGAUCGGAUGGAUAAAGCUCAAAGAAGAAUAAGCUCUAAUAAUUAUUAUUGCUUAUUUGAUUAUCAAUCCCAGUAUCUCAACUUGCUCCAGUAUUAUUCAGAUAAAGAUAGAAUAAACUCAGAUGAGCUUAAUGGAAUGAUUAGUACUAAGUACACAUCAUUUACGAAUAUACAACCUCACAAUUAUUUUGUGGUAACACAUUUACCUAACCAAGGAAUGAUCUACUUUUGGACAGUUCUCAAAUAUUUUGAUCAACUCCACGAUGAAUCAUCUCGCAAAUACUUAGCAUAUGAAAAUGGAGCUUUAACUCUUGUUAAUCAUCACUAUGCUUUCGAAAUUGAAAAAGUUGAGAUAGGGGAAGGCAUAUUAACUAACCAACAAUUUUUAAUCAAAAUUCAAAGCACGAGCAAGUAUUUGAGAAGUAUAUAUUCUACUCACAAUGGAGUUAAUAACAUUGUGGUAUCUGACUUUGAGGCUCCAAAAUCUAAGGAGUUUUAUUUUCAUCUGAGGCAAAUGAAGUUUACUGAUUUAUCACUAAACGAGAUAACAAGUAUUGAUGAAAAUCUAAUAAAUGCUCAAGAGAAGUUAUCUAAAUUAGAUGAUCAAGAUGCUGAGAAUAUGGAUAUCAACAUUCUACAAAAUAUCUAUAGAGAAGCAAAGAUCUCCCUCCAUCAUGCCUUGUAUUUAUUUAAGAAUCGAGAGUUAAACAAGAAUAGAGAAAAAUCUGAAGAUAGAAUGUGAUUGAAAGGUUACUUUAACAAAGACCAGAUGGCUCUAAACAGCUGUUCAUUAGAUUAUGAACAAUAUCUCGGAUGAUUCAAGAAAAUCAGGAUGGAUGCAAUAGAUGGCAAAUAUAGAUGGGAUCUGGCUGAAUCACAAGCCAUUGAUAAUUCUUCAUAUUACUAUACUUCACAAUGUGAGUACUUGCUAGCUCUAGGCUGAUACAAAUCUAUCCAAAAUCCUACUUAUGCUCUGAGGCUUGCUGUAAACGUAAUUACUGAUGAAGAUGAAUGUGUUGAGAAUGAAAACGAUUACAGAGGAAUAAUGAUGCUUCAGAAAAUAGUCGUAAAUGCAUAUAAAAUGGAAAAUAGACAAACUAAAUUAAUAAAUCAGAAAAUAUAUGAGGAAAAGUGCUUUGUACCUUUUAUCCUCAAAGAAGUGAACGACGGCUGGGAUAGAUGUAAUCUUAGUAUUUUGUUAGGCCUUACUACAAAUACCUAUAAAGACGAGAGCUGUGAUUGGAGCUGUGGAAUACUGAAUUAUGGUGUCAUCGAUUAUAUUUCGAAGAAACUAAAAGACGAAGUGAGCAAAAUGGCAGAUCCAAAUCUAAAUGAUAUUGGAAGGAGAAUCCUGACCUAUACAGAGCAACAUCUUGAAGAUGAAAAUUUCAAUUUAGCUAUGUUCUACGACGGUAGAAAGCAGGCAAAUCUAAUGAUUCUCAACCAGAACGAUACUUUCAGAGACUUUAUGAAGGCAAUGCUGUUCAGUUACAGCAUCAAGAUUGGAUUGCAAGAUGAUAUUAAUUUUAUAACAUACUGGAACAAUUGCAUCAAGAAAUUCUGUGAGAGUCGAAAUAUCAAUUCUUACAUCUCUGGAUUUCUGCUGAGACUUUCAAAGAAUAUCAAUAUUCCAGCAAACUAUUUGGAAACUCCAUCUAAAGAUCAAAAGAGAUCAAUGGGAACUAUCUUUGACUCAAGCUUAAAUUUUCUCUGUAUGCUUAAGAACAAUAAUCAAGUUGAGAACAAGUUUUUGGAAUGAGAAGUGCUAGACUGAGUCAUUGAAAUGCUACAGAACCUUUCAUAUGAUGAAAUAAUUUUAUCUAAACUGAAAAAGAAUGCUAAUUUAAGGUCUAUUAUCCAACUUUCAUAUUGCAUCUCUGAUAUGUUCUUUGUGGCAAGACCUCAUGCUUUUGAUUCGAUCAAAUAUACUAAACUUUAUGAUGAGAAUUUGAUCAAGGCAAAUGAAGCUGCUGUGGAAGACAAUUUUCAUGAAGUAGACGUUGUGCUAGAGUCCUACCAAAGAGAAAUGGUCAUGAAAAGAUGAAAAAUCUUCAAUAUUAUUUGUGAGAAAAAGAAGCAUAACAAUCAAGAUCAUAAAGGGGUGGAUAAACUUCCUUAUAUCUUCGAACUCCUUGGAGAUUCUGCUAUAUCUUCGAAGGAAUUCUCUCAAGCACUACAACAGGUGAUCAUUAAAUGGGUAAAUUUUGAAGAUGAACCUGAGACUUCAAGUGAAAUUUUUGAUACUCUUCUUCAAUUUGAUGGAAAACCCCUUGAAAAUUUUGAAGUAGUUGGGGAACAAGAUGAGUUUGAAGGAGACUUUGCUGAUUUAUGACAACAAGCUCUUCCAUUCUUCACAUACCUAGAAGGAAGAGAUGAGCCAAGCGUAUUAUCUCUCAAAAGAAACAUUGUCGACAUCAGUAAGAAUCUGGCUGAAGCCCGUAACUCUGCAUGGUAUAAUAGGAAUAAUUUCCAGAUUCAUGUUUCUAAGAUCUAUAACUUGAUCUCAUUACUUGUGAAGAUUAAUGGUAUUAUGCAGUUAGGAGAGGAACCUAAAGAAAAAUUUGUUGAAACUGCUCAUGAGUUUAUUUUCACUUGAUACGAAUGCUUGAUUGAGGCGGUCCAGCAUCCGAAGAUGAGAGAGCAUGUGUGGAAUUGCAAUGGAUACUUCUUUGCUCUUCGCUGGGAGAACGAGAAUUGUAAUAAUUGCCAUAGCGAGUUAGUGAGGGAGAUUUUGUCAUUAAGUAAGGCAGAGAGGCUGAACCUAGACUCAAUAGAUUGAUUUAAGAAUGCUUUAUCCAAAAUUGGGUACCUUUUUGAUUGGAUUCAAGAAUCAAUAUUUGAAGUAAAUGAUUUGAAGAUGAGAUAUCUGUCUGGUAUAGAGAGAAGUAUUUUGGUCACAGAUGAUUAUUUUAUUAAAGAAUUCAUAUGGCUAAAUAUAGAAAAUCAUCCAGAACCUGAGUAUCCUGACCAUGGAAAUAAUUUGAAGGAUCAGCCAGUUUUAAACCAAAAAUUGGGUAAUGAAAAUAAUGAAAUGUAUAAUUCAGAAAUUGAACCAAACAUUAAAAAAUCGAGAUUUAUCUAUAAUUUGAUAAAGUUUGUUAACCAGAGCAAAAUUCUAGAAGAGCAAGGAUCAGAAAUAUCCACUAGAAAAUUUCAGCUGCUGAUUAACAAACUCCUAACCACGAUAACAAAAAUUGAUCCAACAUCUGAUACUAGCAAAUACAUGCUACAUUGUUUGGAGCUGAUCUAUGAGGUGCUUCAAAAUGACAAAAUUGCACAUAAUCCAGAGAUAAAAUACUUAUUUUACACAGAGCAUGCUACUAAUGCUCUCUAUUCACUUAUUACAAAGAAGUACAACUACACUAAAAAUAUCCAAAAGAUUCGACAUCUUACCUAUUUCAUUCUCAUAAAAUUGUUCAAGGUAGAUGUCUCAGAGGCAAGAAAGAGUUUCAGAUCCUGGACCCACUUCAAUGAUAACAAGAAUGGAUUCUUUGGCAGAAUUUUGAGAUUAAUCAACCUAUUUAAGACAUUCUUCUUGGAUGACAGAUGAACUUAUAUUAUCAGCACUGGUAUCCAUCACACUGACUUUAAGGAACUCCUUUUGGCUCUGAAAUGGCUAACAAUACUAUGCCAAAAUGAUCGGAACUGGCAGGAAUAUCUCCGAGAGCAAGAUAAUUCAGUGAAAAACCAGAAUAUCUUACUUGAGAUUAUUGAGUUAACUAGAGCCAGUGUUCUCAGACCCAAUAAUGAGUUUGCAGUCGACCUUCUCAGAGCAAUCACAAAGCUAAUGUCAGCAACUGUGAAUGGCAAAAAUGAAGAUAUCAUUGAACUAUAUUCCAAUACAACUGUGAUGGGAUACUUAGUAGAGAUUCUAAGAGCAGGCUUCUCUCUGAAUGAACUUCAAUAUAUCAAAAGAGCAAGAAAAGAUACUACCUUUAUGGUAGGAAGGAAUCAACAGAUAAAUGAUCUUAAAGAGGUUUAUGAUAAAAAUAGAAAACGAAACUUACUAAAACAAGAAGUCUUAUGACUCAUCAAUUCAUUAAUUCUUGAAAAUACAAGUCAUGAAAUUCAGACUCCUGAGAAUUAUGAGGUUUUGAAUAACCUGAUGAUCUUGAAUUAUGUCCAGUUCAGGAUUUAUAAAGAUAGGAGCUAUACUUUAGAGCCAUUCAGACCAGAUUCCUCAUUAUCAAAGGUGUAUAAUAUCAACCUUGGAUUCCAGUGUUACUAUCUCAUCGCUAAGCUCUGGAAUAAUAAUGGCCAACCGAAUUACAAUUGAGUCCAAAUUAGUGACACUGAAGGUUUACUUUCUAAAUAUUGGAGGCUGGUGAAGGAGACUGAUUUAAAAUGCUGCACUCAUGUUGCAAAAUAUAAGCCAAUUUCUGAGAACCAAUACAAGAAUUUUAAUACCAAUGGUAAACUGGUUGCCCAAGCUACUAACUUCUUCGAUAGCUACAGCUCAAGGAUUGAGAUUGUCAUGCCAAAUGGAAAGUUAGAACCCAGAUCUUUCGAAAUAUUGCCUUGCUUCUUGUCCUUCACUCAGACCGAGAAAGAUAGAUUCUGGCUAGAGGCAAAUCUGGAUGAUAGUAAAACAGCAGUCAGCUCUUUUAUGCAUUUUGCUCAUGACAAAGUUGAAGAGCUGUUCAUUCAACAAGAAGUUCAAAACAAGUGGUUCUGUCUUCGAGAGGUUGCAAAGAAGAACAAUUGGCUUGCUGAUUUAGGAAAAGUGCUAGUACUAUUGAUCAACUUAAUUUUAUUCUUUUCACUAGAAAUGAAUGAUGGUGAAAUAUUGAACAAUCCAAGCCUGUUUGGGUUGAGUUAUACUGAAACUAAGAAAAUCUUGAUCACUCUUGGAAGCUUUACCCUUGUAUUCUUCCUGUACAUGUCAAUAAUUCAGGGUAUUAUCAUGAUGAGAAUACAGAAAAUCAAGGCGCUCAAAAGGAUGGAUCAUAACAAGGUUAAAGGAGCUUGUAGAAAAGUAGUCAGAGUGAUCUCAUACAUACUUGACAACAAGGAGAAGACUAUCCAGUCAAGGAACAUCUGGUGCCUCCUAAUUUGAUUAUUCUUCUCUAUUGCUGGCUUGGCAGCAGAGUAUUACUGGUUUUCUUUUACGAUGAUAUAUCCGAUAAUAUUCUCGCAGCAUAUUCUUGAUGUAACCAGGGCAGUUUGGAACCCUAAAAAGAGAAUUUUCUUCACAGUUAUCCUAAGUGCUAUUGUUCUCUACUGGUUCGGAAUGAUCGCAUAUGUCCACUUUGGGAAUGACUUGGAUGAUGUCAUUGAAGGUUCGCAUCUUUCACUCCAGAAAACUAUGGCUGUGAUCUUUGAUUUGUGGCAUAAAUUUGGGUUUGGAAAUUUUCUUUCAGAUAAAGGAAUAGGGGCUACUACGUAUUUAACAGAGGAUAUCAAUAAUAAUGAACAGUAUAUAUACCGUUUAAGAGCUGCUAGGCUGUUCUAUGAUUUUGCAUUUUUCUUCAUUGUUAACACCUUACUUUUGAGUAUUAUCAGUGGUAUCAUUAUUGAUGAUUUUUCUCAGAGAAGAAUGAAAAGCGAUACCAUUAAGCAGAGACAAAAUGAUCUAUGUUUUAUUUGUGGAAGAUUGUCAAGAGAAAUUCAGAAGUUUGAGCACCACUGUAAAUUUGUUCACAAUAUUUGGGAUUACAUGUAUUACAUGGGCUAUCUAAAAGAAAUGAAGGAAGACCAGAUAGUUGACUCUAGAGAUAUCCAUGCUUAUAAGUGCAUUCAAAACAAUGAUAAUAACUGGUUACCUGCAUAUAGAGAUUUUGUCAGAAAGGCAGCAAAGAAGCAAAAGCCCAAAGAUAUGCAAGGAGAAGUCAUUCAGGAUCAUUCUGACAAAAGCUUAUCUCAACAAGCAGACUCUUCUAGUCCCGAUUCAGAUGAUGAAGAUGGAAAUACUGAUUACCAAAGGAUCCUCAGAAUCUUAGAGGCAAAAAUGAAUGCUCAAAAUGAUGAUAUCACCUCAAAAAUCAACGGAAUCAAUGAAAGAUUAGACUCAAUGACUAUAAUGAUGGAGAGAUACUUCUCCAGGGUGUCUUCUGAAUAAUAUUGUCUCAUUCGC
Moneuplotes crassus is the source of this 6784-nucleotide messenger RNA. NCBI's taxonomy places the organism in Eukaryota, Ciliophora, Spirotrichea, Euplotida, Euplotidae. The record is from the annotation of a GenBank genome assembly.